This is a messenger RNA of Linum tenue, 837 nucleotides long. Lineage: Eukaryota; Viridiplantae; Streptophyta; Magnoliopsida; Malpighiales; Linaceae. The record is from the annotation of a GenBank genome assembly.
AUCGUGGUUUUGCGCCAAAAACGAAAUGAAGUCAAUGGCUGCUCUGGGUUAUAGCACGACGAUACAGUUAUCGGCAGCUGCAGCAUCAACAAGAGUAAGGCUGCAUUCGUCGAUACUCCGAUUCAGCUUCGACUCUUCCGUGUCUCUGAAGGAUAAUAGCCGUCGCUGCCGAUUCCCUGGCCGACGAUCGGUUGCUUCUGCUUCGCCUGUUCGCGCCAUGGGUUCCUCUGCUUCUUCCCCAAAACCAGAAGACGUUCAAGAUACGCAGAAGGCGGUUCCGUCGAGUGAUGAAGAAUGGAAGAAGAAGCUUACGCCGGAACAGUUCUACGUGACUCGUCAGAAGGGAACCGAGAGGGCUUUCACCGGGGAAUACUACAACACCAAAACCCCAGGAACAUACCACUGCAUAUGCUGCGACACGCCGCUGUUCGAAUCAUCGACCAAGUUCGACAGUGGAACUGGGUGGCCAUCUUACUACCAGCCAAUAGGGAACAAUGUGAAGUCGAAGCUGGACUUGUCGAUCAUUUUCAUGCCCAGGACGGAAGUCCUGUGUGCCGUCUGUGAUGCUCAUCUAGGGCAUGUGUUUGGUGAUGGUCCGCCACCAACUGGCCAACGCUACUGCAUAAACAGGUAUCGCGGCACUAAAACUAAAGCCCAUGGAAAAAUGAAGCUUCUGCUCAAGAAAGGUUGGAGCCUUAAGACAGAGAUGGAACAUCGUGAUGAUUAUGUCAUUUUGGUUGAUGAGUAUGUGUAAAUGCAGCUGUAAGUGAGUUAUAUAGAUGAAGUGUUGUCUCUAAGCUCUAUUCAUACACUGAUGACUGAUGAGACAGAGAAGAA